GAUCACCAAUGCAUAAUGGCAAGCAGCUAUUUCAUAAGCCUCGGGAGAGUCUCACUCGCUAACUCAUUGCAGCACAGCAGGCCCUUUGCGUCACCCGACUUGCCACGACCAAGUGGACAUGGACGAGUACUUUUCUGCUCGGCUUGACUGUCGAACUGGCUGUCAUGUGGAGGAAAAUGGAAAUAGCCGUGCCUAGCACGUCGGCCCGCACGUGAACAGGUGCGGUGUUUCUGGUCGGAGCGUUCGACUUUCCCUGCACUAACUGGUAAUGGUAGGUGGGAGAGGGAAGUCGUGGCAGCGAUGUGAAUGAUUUGAUUUCAACCCCUCUAGCCGCACCUUUGCGGCAGUGGCCUUGGCGUUGCCUUGGCGUGGGGACUGAGGGGUGUGCUUGUCCGUGGGUAAGAAAUUCCGAUUCAGUCCGUAAUUCUACAAGAGCGCUGCGGGUCAACUGAAGUGUCGGGAAAGAAGGCGACGCAGGCCAGUGUAGCAGUGCAAUGACGUGGUCAGGGUGCCUGCACACCCACUUGGUGCACCGGUUGCUGAUUUGGACGUUGGCGACGCUCACCUUCCUUCAAGGAGUAUGCGGCCAAGGAGUAUGUCCACCCGGCACUCUGUUGAGACAAGCCACGUCACAUUGUAUCAAUGUGCUGGCCAUAGACUCAGUGGCCUACGAACAGCAACAAGCUCAAUACGAUGGCGUAGUGUUUCCACUGAACAUCACUAAUCCUGGGGCGAUAGCCACUACUCACAUUGGACCUCGUGAUACUCCAGUCCUGAGCUUCACUGGUAGUUUUGGAAUUUCUAUCGCAACACCCCAGUCUGGUGUGGAUCUCUCAUCAACGUGGACAUUGGUAGCAACCAUUGACUUCCCUCAAGCCACAACAACGGCGACCACCGUUAUCCUCUUCUACACCAAUAUGGGCUACGUGAACUACUAUGUCAAGAAGACUGUACAAGGAUCGACAGUGAAAUUUGAUGCCUCGCUUUCAAUGAUUGAUACUUCCAUGAAUGGAGUGACAUCAACGAUACCAUUGGCCACUUCCAGCGACACAAUGCCAGAGUUUGGUCUUCUAGCCACAGCAUUAGUGUACCUGGAGGGUCCCCGUACACUUCGUAUUCUUUUACACGGAAGUGAAAUAGCAUCAAGUGGUGUUACCAUUCAGCCUGGUACGUACUUCAAAGGACUGGGCGCAUCGUCAACAUCUGAUCAUGUUAGCCGUCUGCUGUCUGUGAGGCUCUUCACCGAGGAGCUGUUUCAACCUGAAAUAGUCACUAUGGGCAAUUGUGCUUUGCCAGCCAGCCUGUCAUCAUGUUCAGCAUGCUCUGGACUUGUUGAGCAGCAGAAUUGUCUCUCACCUGCUGAACCACUCUGCUCACCUGGAUUUCUGCAAGGUGACAACUUUACUUGUAAUACAUUCACAUCGUGUGAGGUGCUUGGUGAUCGGCCAACGCAAGACGGGACUGUGCUUAAAGGACCCAAUAAUGCCUAUGCUUACACGUGGAUACUGCCAAUGAACACGAAGAAAAACUGCAACGUCAAGAUAAAAGGGUUUGAAAUCUACCAUUCAAGCACAGCACAAUGUGAUGUAAGACUAUCAGUAUGGGAUAAGGUGGCACCGGGUUUGAAAGCCAAUGAGUAUACUCAGAGAUUUAGUACUGCGAAAGCUCAAAUUCCUGCCACAGCCACAGGACCGACAUUGGCAAGGUACUUCUUCGCCAGUACUCCAAGUUAUACCCUCCCGUACACAGCGACAUCUUACAUUGGUAUAACAACUACCACUGGAGCAUGUCGCUUACUGGGAGAGUCCAGUGCUUCGGUAGGAGUUCGGUACGCCAGCGGUUUCAGCGGCUUGCCAGGCAACAACAAUGAUCGCAUUCUGAAAACUAAAGUCAGCAUGAAGUUGUCACUACGGCUUCUAUUGCAGGAUGAUGAUGAAUGUUCCACAUCAACACCUUGUCAGUCCUACACAAACAAUGUGUGUAGUAAUACAUUUGGAUCAUACAGUUGUGUAUGUAAGAGUGGAUACAGUGGAACGGGUGGUGCUUCCGGUACUUGUACUUACAUUCCUACCACGGUGCCAACAACUACACCAACAACAACACCAACAACAACACCAACAACCACACCAUUAACCACACCAACAACCACACCAACUACCACACCAACCACCACACCAACCACCACACCAACAACCACACCAACAACCACACCAACAACCACACCGACAACUACAACAACUACCACACCAACCACCACACCAACCACCACACCAACAACCACACCAACAACAACACCAACAUCAACAACAUCAUUAGCAGCAACAACACCAGUGACAAUACCAGAAUCUACAGCACCAACUACAGCAUCAGCAACAACGACAAGAGAAGCAGGUGAAACAACAGGAGCAGGAACAACAACAGCAGCCGUAACAUCAUCAACAACAGUGGCAUCAACGACAUUAGCCGCAACAACAGCAGCUACGACAACUGGAACAUCCACAACCGCACCAACAAGCCCUGCAGUGUCAACGGAUUCUCCACCAACAAUAGCCUCUUAUUUUUCAUCACCGUCUUCAUUGGAAACUACGAUACCUACCAACUCACAGGCAGGAACCCAAACUACAGAGUCGUUAUCGACAACGCAAGCAGCAACGGUAACUCAAGGGCCGACAACUGAAGGGCCGACAACUGAAGGGCCGACAACUGAAGGGCCGACAACUGAAGGGCCGACAACUCCAGGACCGACAACUCCAGGACCGACAACUCAAGGGCCGACAACUCAAGGGCCGACAACUCAAGGGCGGACAACUCAAGGGCAAACAACUCCAGAGUCGACAACUCAAGGGCAAACAACUCUAGGGUCGACAACUCAAGGGCUGACAACUCAAGGGCCGACAACUCAAGGGCCGACAACACAAGGGCCGACAACGCAAGGCCAAACAACUCAAGGGCCGAAAACUCAAGGGCCGACACCUCAAGGGCCGACAACUCAAGGGCCGACAACUCAAGGGCCGACAACACAAGGGCCGACAACUCAAAGCCAAACAACUCAAGGGCAGACAACUCAAGCAGCCACAAUAACUCAAGGGCCGACAACUCAAGGACCGACAACUCAAGGGCCGACAACUCAAGGGCCGACAAUGCAAGGGCAGACAACUCAAGGGCAGACAACUCAAGGGCCGACAACUCAAGGGCCGACAACUCAAAGGCCGACAACUCGAGGGCAGACAACUCAAGCAGCCACGACAACUCAAGGCCAGACAACUGAAGGGCCGACAACUGAAGGGCCUACAACUGAAGGGCCGACAACUUUAGUACCGACAACUCAAGGGCCGACAACUCAAGGGCCGACAACUCAAGGGCAGACAACUCAAGGGCCAACAACUCAAGGGCCGACAACUCAAGGGCAGACAACUCAAGGGCCAACAACUCAAGGGCCGACAACUCAAGGGCCGACAACUCCAGGGCAGACAACUCAAGCAGCCACGACAACUCAAGGGCCGACAACUCCAGGGCCGACAACUCAAGGGCAGACAACUCAAGCAGCCACGACAACUCAAGGCCAGACAACUGAAGGGCCGACAACUGAAAUAUCAGCAGUGACAACAACACAGCCAAAAAUCAAACCAACUUCAACCCAGAUGUCGUCUGCUCCACCAACCGCUCCAUCCUCCACUAGCCAUGUUAUAUCAACAUCAUCAUCAUCUUCGUUAACAUCAAUAUUAACCGUCAGUACAACACCUGUGUUUGGUCCGGGCCCUGAGUCACAAUCAUCUUCAUCCUCUACUCUACCCAUUGUAAUUGGUUGUGUAUGCGGGCUAUUGGCACUGGUAGCAGUCAUUGUUCUGAUUGUUCUGGUUAGACGACGACAGCACAAUAAGGGCAGUGCUACCCUGCGCAUGGGCAGUGCUGCAUCGGAUUUCUUGGAAGGCGUUAGUAACUCGGCAUACGGCGUGGCUCUCAACAAUAUGAGUGCAACAGAUGGAGCUAUUCCGUUCCAUGUUGGUCAUAUUCAAAAUGACUACGUAGACAAUCUUGACCCUAGUCCGGAGCAACAUCAAGUAUCUACUGCCAAUGGUGCUGUAGCUGGGGGUGAUGCACAGCGACAGCCAGCACCGCGUAAUGAAUAUGCUACUCCGGCUAGGCGGCCAUCCAGUGUGCAAGGCGCAAGUCAAGCCACUGGUGAGGACACCUAUGAUUCGCUGCAAAGACACGAUCCUGACACGAAUGGUGGAAGUGCUGUGACGACAGGAUCUGCGAUGCAACGCAGUGCCAUUCGUAACUCAGUCUCAACGUCGUUUGGUGGUGAAGGUGACAUAUAUGCCACUCUUGUGAGAAGGGUCGACGAUAAUAAGCCGUAUCAAGAACCACCGAGCACCGUGGAAGACCUGUACUCACAUUUACAGCAGACAGUCUACCAGCAGAUCGGCAGGUCAGCCGUGGCCCUGGGCAAAGAACUGGGAUCAGGGGAAUUCGGUACGGUGGUGGAAGGAACGCUGAGCAUGAAUGAACGCAACAUACCAGUGGCUGUCAAGAUUCUGAACCAGAACAAUGCUGAUGCAAAGAAAUCACUAUUACAGGAAGCAGCGUUGAUGGGACAGUUCAAUCACAUCAAUGUUGUCAGACUCGUGGGAGUUGUUACAAGAGCUGAUCCGGUAUUGGUGGUGCUAGAGUUGAUGUCUGGUGGAGAUCUGCGAUCACAUCUACAUAAGCUACAACCUGAGCACGGCGUGAAGUUGAAGGCAACCGUACCAAGUGAACUGUUACGAAUGUCAAGAGAGAUAGCAACCGGCAUGUCCUAUCUUGCUAAAAGGCAGUUCAUUCACAGGGAUUUGGCAACACGCAACAUUCUCCUGGAUUCAUCCUUAGUCUGCAAGAUUGGUGAUUUUGGAAUGUCACGUAACUUAGCUGAUGAUACCUACUAUGAAUCACAUGGUGGUAUGAUACCAGUCAAGUGGACUUCUCCAGAGGCAUUGCUAUAUCGCAAAUACUCUGUGUUCAGUGAUGUCUGGAGUUUCGGUGUCGUUCUCUUCGAGAUAUUCAGCCUGGGCAAGAAGCCAUUCUUCGGAAUGUCCCCACCGAGGGUGAUCAGCUUUGUAUCUGAAGAUCGGAAACGUCUACCACCGCCACCAGGUGUCAGUCGUGACCUGUUCAAACUGAUGUUACAAUGCUGGCACCCGGAUCAUCGCAAGCGUCCAGAAUUUGAUCACCUGGUGCAACGACUUAGUCGUACGGCUGCCCUACUCGCCCCGGUGCCCCAGUCCAGCGCACUACCACAGCAGGCAUACUCUAUUGGCGGGCCACUGCAUGCUACUGAAGCCAUGUACGAAGAUCUGCAAACAAUGUACUGUGCGCAGCCAUGACUUACUUCUCCACUCUGCAUGACGUCAUGAGUAAGGCUGAAAGUGACGGUAAUGCACUAUCCGUGAUGUCAUAAGCAUCGCUGAGCGACUGAGCAUGAGGAUUAUGCACUCUCCAUGACAUCAUUCUAGUCCUUGAAAGUGAGGGUGAUGUAAUUUUCUAUCUGUGCUGGAUAAUGUUCACACAGCGCCGUCGGACAGUUCAAAGCCAUAACGUAUGAUAUCCACCUUACUGUAUAAGUUAGCACCAGAAAUCCAUUAGAGUCUUCAAUUUGUAGUUUUCCCAUGUAUCCGGUGCCAACGCAAUUUCAGUUCUAGCUGAUACCCAUGUUGACAGUGCAUGUGUACUGUGUUGUACCGCGAAAGAACUUAUCAAGAAGUAGCUCUUCUAGUUUAUCAGCCGAUUGAAGUAAGGACAAGGAAAGACACAGUCCGCUAUCGCAUGCCAACGUAAUUUGUACCUAAUUGAUACUCUUCGUAAACAGUGCAUUCACGAAAUUGCCAUUGUAUCGCUUUUUGAGUUUGGCCUUUGGUCUGUUAUUGUGCAAAUUUUCUUUGUUAAUUUUAAAAGCAUUAAUUAUAUUGAGCAUUCCCCGUUAUUUAUGAUGAAUUAGAUAACUAGGUUUUUUGCUUGGUCGAAUACAAUGUAAAAUUCAUGGUUUAUCAUGAAGCUGUAACAUAUCGUAGAUCCAUUGAAGAUAACCAUAAACUAAAUUAACCUUUAUCACCUUUGUCACGCUCGCAUUAUAGCCAGUUUUGAACUUUCGAUAUCUGUCCUGCUGAACAGCUGAACUUAUCA
Molecule: messenger RNA, 6159 nt
Organism: Sycon ciliatum
Lineage: Eukaryota; Metazoa; Porifera; Calcarea; Leucosolenida; Sycettidae
Product: mucin-2-like
Exons: 22
Coding region: 495-5363 (1622 amino acids)
Biological process (GO): positive regulation of kinase activity; protein phosphorylation; multicellular organism development
Cellular component (GO): plasma membrane; signaling receptor complex
Molecular function (GO): transmembrane receptor protein tyrosine kinase activity; calcium ion binding; ATP binding
Source: RefSeq, a predicted model, not a curated record